Carcharodon carcharias (great white shark) is the source of this 10969-nucleotide messenger RNA. RefSeq names its product REV3 like, DNA directed polymerase zeta catalytic subunit (gene rev3l). The record is from RefSeq and is a predicted model, not a curated record. Gene Ontology annotation, molecular function: nucleotide binding; DNA-directed DNA polymerase activity; DNA binding. The transcript has 33 exons. Gene Ontology annotation, biological process: double-strand break repair via homologous recombination; error-prone translesion synthesis. Gene Ontology annotation, cellular component: nucleus; zeta DNA polymerase complex. The coding region runs from base 62 to 10114 and encodes 3350 amino acids. Lineage: Eukaryota; Metazoa; Chordata; Chondrichthyes; Lamniformes; Lamnidae.
UUCCCCCUCUGCUCCUCUACCCCCCUCCCCUCCCCUCCACCCAUAUACCCCAGCAUUUAGGAUGUUUGCAGUGAGGAUUGUCACUGCUGACUACUACAUGUCCAGCCCUGUCAAGGGUCUGGACGUUUGCUUUUCGGAAUUCCGGGAGAGUGAGGUGACCAGGGUGCCCGUGGUUCGCAUCUUCGGGCCGACACCUGCAGACCCAGGUUCUAAAGAGGUCUGGAGCAGAGUGGUCCUGGUCGAACCCAAACUAAUUGGUGAGCAGUUUAUUGGUCAGAAGACUUGUCUCCAUUUGCACGGCACGUUUCCAUACCUUUAUGUUCCAUACGAUGGUUAUGGACAACGGCCAGAGCGGCAUCUUCGUCAGCUGGCUCUUAGUAUUGACCAAGCACUAAAUGUGUCAUUGGGCAAUCCUUCCUCUGGUGUCCAGCAUGUAUUCAGGGUAUCGCUUGUAUCUGGGAUGCCUUUUUAUGGUUUUCACGAGAAAGAAAAGCAAUUCAUGAAGAUUUAUCUGUACAAUCCUCUGAUGGUUAAAAGGGUCUGUGAAUUGUUACAAGGAGGAGCUAUUAUGAACAAAUCCUACCAGCCAUUUGAAGCUCAUCUACCGUACCUCCUGCAACUCUUUAUUGAUCAUAAUCUGUAUGGAAUGAAUCUUAUUCAACUUGCAGCAGUAAAAUUCAGAAAAACCCGAAGAAAAGGUGACCAACAUGGAAAAUGCCCUCCUGAAAAAUGCCCUUCUGAAAAAGCUGGUUCAGAAUUAAGCAACACAAGUAGCAAAGAAAAGUCAUGGAAAAGCCCCAUCUCUACCAAGACUAACGGAUCACCAACAUUGACAGAGAAGUCCUUUACUUGCUCCUUUUUAAGAUGGGAAGAAGAUGACAUACCAAGUUCCUUAGUGCUUGAGGACGUUGAUCGACAAAGUACCUGUGAACUUGAAGUGGAUGCUGUUGCAGCCGAUAUAUUAAAUCGUUCAGAGGUUGAAGCUCAGAUUGGCAGAAACCCUGGCUUGCAGGCCAUAUGGGAUGAUGAAAAACAGCGUCGUCGUGAAAACAAUAUGCCCUCGCAGAUUGAGUCGCCUGAUUCACAGGAUCGUGGAUCUGUACAUGUUACUGAGAGUGAAAGGAUCUUCCAACGCAGAAUAAAGGAGAUUCUACAGCAGAAUAACUAUUCGGUGUUUUUGUCACAAUCUGUGGAGGAAAGUGAAGAGUUUGAAACGCUCCCUUCUAACUUGACAUUGCAUGUGGAUGGAAUAUCUCUUGAAGCCCUUUCCUGUACGCCUGCUAAUCUGGUUGAAAUACAUAAUGAUGAGAAAAUAGCAGUGAGUCACGGAAAUGCAGAGAUUGAAGAUGCAAUAGUUGAUGAAGGAACAAUUCUAAGUAUAAUGGAGAGCAGUCAGACGUUCCACCCCUCAUCACAAAGGUUAAUUCAGUCUCCAGUUUUCAAUGCCAGUCACGACCAGGCAAUAGUGCAUCUGUUAGCUGGGUUAGAGGAAGACGGGUUUGGGAAUGCAGGAUCUCCAUUUGCACCUGGUAGACCUUCGCAACAACAAUCUGCAGGAAGUUGUAGCUAUCUGCAGAAUAGUGAUGAUGAAGAAAAUGAGCCGGAAAUUCAAAAAGAGGAGUUGGAACUCAGUUUAAUAAUGUCUCAGCGUUGGGAUGGCGAUUUUCCAGAUAAUGUUGGGAAAAUGAGAUUUUCAGAGAAGAAUUUAAGUGACUGCUCAUCGGAGGAAGAUAAUGCGUUUUCUGAUGGCCAGAUGGAGUGGCGAGGAAAUCGGAACAUGAUGGCUAAUCUUUCUAUUCCUCAGCUUGAUGGAGCUGCAGAUGAGAACACUGAUAACACAUUAAACGAAGACGGUUCAAGAACUCAUUCUACAUUAGCAGUCCGAGACAAAGUACUGACAAAGACGACGUUUCACAAGGAGACUGUGCUAUUAGAACUGCCACCAUCUGAUCAUGUUGGACUACAGUACAAUCAUGCAGGUACCACACCUCAUACGCUUGAUGGUUUGAACUCUACAGAAAUACCAUCGUAUCAGAAUUCAUUCAUCACAACAAAGAAGCCUGAACACUCAGUUUCUAAUUUUUCGAAUGAAGCUGGUUAUGAUUUAAAAUGCAGUGCACCUUGUGAAGAAAUUGGCCUUUGCAAUGUGAAGUUUGCAAAUGCUGAUAUGGUAGAUAGAUCUCCAGAUGCUGUCUGUGAAAACAAACAUAUAACCAGUGACUAUGAAAAUCAGGUACCAUCACACACUGAUAGACUUCAGAGGGUAAAGCAUUAUAUCAGCAUUAACUGUGAAAAGAAUUUGUCGUUUACACACCAGAGAAAUCUAACCACUGAAGAUGAAUUUCAUAGUAAUUCAACUCUCGGUUGCUUAGUCGGGAGGAUAGCUAAUAAAGUGCCUCAUGUACCCAAUAAAAAAGAAAACAGCAUGUAUGAUAAACCUUUGAUCCCCCUAAUAGGUAUAAAAAAUGGGGUUCAGCUUUUUGAAGAACAUAAAACUACUGCAACAGAUGCUGAAAACAACAUUGCGAAAAGCCGUAGUGAACUUAAAAUUAGAUAUGAAGACUUUCAAGCAACCCAAAGAGAGAAAACUGUCAUUGAUCAGCAUGAGGCGCAAUACACAUUUUUCCCUAGUGUGGUACUUCCCAACUGUCUGAAAUGCCCAGAAAAAGUCUUCAACAGGCCGCCUAAACUUCAGAAACAAGAUGACCGCAGGUUAAAGCUCAAGUUGAGUAGAAAGAAAUCAAAUGGUACCCAGUUGACAGGAAAUUCUACAGCUGCAAAGGUAAAAAGUGCCCACUCCACUGAACUGAAUUCUUGUAGCAUCAGAGUACUGCAAAAUGAAAUAUCAAUGGAUCACAGUUCGAUGAAAUCUUUAGAUAAUGGUCUUCCUUUAGAAUCACAGAUCUUUAAUAAGGAAGGAUCUCCAGAAAAUAGCCUAGAGGGACAGUCAUUUCGGUUAGCAUGCAGUAAGUAUACACUCCGAACAAAGCGGAAAGUAAGCUACGAAGCUGAAGACAGUGAACAUGGCCAAGGCUCAGAAAUCUUCAAGGCCAGCCCAACUCGGCCAGAGUGUUCAAAAGCCAAUGAUAACAGUACAGAUCGUUCUCAGCGAUCACGCAAAAGGAGAAGGCUUAACAAGAAGGAACCCCCUGUGAUUAUAAAAUAUAUUAUUAUUAACCGAUUCAAGGGCAGAAAAAAUAUGUUGGUUAAGAUAGGGAAAGUGGAUUCAAAUGAGGACCAUGUUGUGCUUGAUGAAGAUAAACUGCAAAAAUAUCACAAAAUUUCACCAUUAAAAGACUGGUGGCCCAAGGUCACUGAACCACCUCUUGUUAUCAAACCUUUUGCAACACCUACACCAAAGAGAGGAAAAAAAGCAAAAGUUCAGUCCAGCUUAAAAAAAAGAGCUGGAAGAUACAAAAAGCUACAAAGAAAGGAAAAACUUAACAUUGCCAGCCAAACUCAAAUAAAAAGAAGUGCUUUUACUAAAAAGAAAGUAGAAUUUUCUCAACUUUCCCCUCCUUCACCUUGUUACAGUGCUGAGGCAGACGACUGUUCAACAGAAUAUAAAGAUGUAAUGUAUAAACUUGGCUUUUUGUCUGAAAGAAUGCCAAGUCCUUCUAAACCAUCACCACCUCGAUGCUGGUCACCAAGUGAAAUGCAAGGGGAUGGAAUGCCAUCCAUUGUAUCAACAGAAGAUGACGUAUUGGUCAGAGACAGUGAUCCCUGUGCUUUAAUCAAUUCUGAUUAUUUGUUGCAAGGCAGUAAAAAUCGCAGAAAAAAGCAAUGUUUAAAAUCCAGGAAGAAAUCUCCCUGCAAUGCUGGCAUGACAGCUAAAAAGAUGAAAGUAUCCCAGAAAGCUAAGCAAGUGACAGGCGAUGAAAAAGAUGAACAGCAGUUAAAGCAACGUAAGAAAACAAGAAAAAGAUGGACUCGGAGACAAAAAAAUACAGUUCCAAACCUUGCUGUGAAGCAGGGGGCACUUCAAAGUACGGAGCCACAUGAGCAAAAGAGGAGCUCUGAGCUCAUCAGCAGCGAACUGAAUUCAUCCUCUAAAGAUAGAGCCAUAAGUAGGUUUUGUGGAAAUCUUGAAAAUGUGCUUGUUGCAGAAUCAGACCCCAUUUCCAAGAUUGAUGAGCAACCCAACAUUCCUCUUAGCAUCUGCUCAACAGGGCAUCUUCCUUCAACACAACCUUAUUCUGAAGAAAUUCAAGGCGACUCAGGGGGUUACUAUUGUUCUUUGCUGGAAGCUGAUGACAACACAAACCUGCCUGACUUCUCAUAUCCGCCAGGUGAGCAAGACUCAGACACACUGUCCCAAUUAACCACAUGUUCUCAGUCCCAGUUGCAUUCCAGUCUCCCAUUCAGUCUCAGCAAAACGAGCCCUUCAUGCGCGCACUCUGAUUCUAUUUACAUGUUGGAUAACAGAACUCAGAUGACAGAUAAUUUCCAAUUAUCAGUGGGCACGAACCUUGCGCCACAGGCAGCAUUGACUCUUCCUCAAGGUGAGCAUUGUUUUGAUCACUUAACGGCCUCUUCCACAGAUCAACCUCAUCCACAGCCUUCGCAGUACUCUCACCUGCCAGUUCAGUCAACUGAAGACAUGUUCAGACUACAGAGAAACAAUCCAACGCAGCAGAGGUCACAGCUUAUGAGCCACACAAAAGCUGGUGGUGCUCCACCUAUUUCUGAAGCUAGAGAGAGGCAAAAUGGAGAGGACAUGCAAAUGUAUAAAUCUGACCAGAAGUCCACAUUUUCUCAAUCAGAACUUGAAGUUGAUGGCAAAAUAAAUUAUCCAUCUCAAUCAUUCCAGCGAUCCAAAGCUCAUCAAUCAAAACCUACUCUAUUUACUUCUGAGGUAAAUCAGCAUUCAGCAUAUUCACAAACAAAUAUUGUCAUGGAUUUGCCUGUCAGGAUUUCUCCGCUAGCAAAUGAAAAGGACGGUCAGUGUCUUAAUCUUACUUCAUGUAGCCACAGUAAAUUAGUGAAAAAGGUUUUGGAAAGGGAACAAGAAACUGGCAGCAUUUUGGAUAUAUCUGAUUUCACCCCUCCUAGAAUAAAGCAGAGAUCAGUGUCGGAAACAUUCUUGGAAACAAAUAUCAUGCCCCAAUCUCAGAAACCUGAACACAACCUAAGAAUAGAUGGCCUAGCUUCUGUUGGUAAUAGUCAGUCUAGCCUCACCGUUUUAAGAGAGUUGCUGCAGAAAAGACAGCAAAAAGCACACCAAGGAAAUGCUCAAGCUCCUUCUCCAAAAACACUGUUUCAUAGAAGUAUUUCUUGUCCGAAUGAGCAAAAUGAACUCAGUAAAAGUUCUGCUAACACAGACUUUUCUGGUUUUCUCCCUGCUGCUCAUUCAAAGUCCCCAAAGGAUGCUGCUUCUAAAAAAACAAGGAACUCGAGAAGUGCAAAGAUUGCACAGAAGAAAGCCAAAACCUCAAAAAGAGAGCUCACCAAAAAACCUCAGACUUCUCAAUCUAAAUGUCCCUUUUCUGAUGACAGCCCUGUUUUCCAUUCAGACGCAGGCUUUGAUAGUUACAGUUUUGACAGUUUAUCACCUGAACUUCCCCAGUCUUACAAUUUUGAUAUCAAUACUGUUGGACAAACCAGGUAUUGUACCAUAUAUUCUGGAUGUCAAUUCAUGCCAGCAGCUGAGCAAAAUCUGCCUCAAAAAUUUUUGAGUGAUGUUGUUCAGGAGUCUAUUCCAGCCCAGGCAGUAAUAGAGACUUGUGCUUAUAAGCCCCAGAGCAGUAAAAUGCAACACUCUGACCAAGUACAUCAACCUUCAGACAAUACUGAAUGGGCCAGGUCUGGCUCAAUCAGCCCUGAUCUGUUUGAAAAGUCCUUUGUAGACAAUGGAGAAAAGUUGAAGCAAUUAAAUAAAAGCUCUGACCUGCCAAUUCCAAAUGCUCUGUCAAGUUCUUCUGAGUCAUCUAGUACCCAUUUGUCUGGAAUGUCAACUAUGGAGCUGAAGGAUCAGACCCCUAAUCAUUGUCAUGAUUCUUUGGAGAAUGGAACUUCCUGUAGCCCUGUAAAGUCUUCGAGUAGCCAAAUAAUGCUAUUGGAUGAAGGAAGUGGAAGAGAAUGUGACAGGUCUGAUGUUUGUUUGUCUGCCCUUUCUACUGGUUCAAGUCCAAAUGGAGCUAUAGGAUUUAUUGGUGAAGACAUGGCAGCAAUAAGCUGUGAAGAUCCAGAGCUCUGUGCUUCCAAAUAUAGCAAUGGUUCCCCAGCAACGUCUCAUAGUUCUCCAGCAUCCGUUAGUUCCCCGUUACAAUCCAAAAAUAGCUGCUACAUCAGCCGCACAUCAGGUGCUCACAUUUUAAAGCCUUUAAUGUCACCACCAAGCCGAGAGGAAAUAGUGGCAACACUGUUUGACCAUAACCUGUCAGAAACUGUCUACCAAGAACCAUUCUGCAGUGAUCCAUCAGAUGCUCCGGAAAAACCCAGGGAGAUAGGAGGACGGGUUUUGACUGUUCAAACCAGAUUACCCAAUGAAUUGCCGGAGUUUGAUGGAGAUUUUUCACUGGAAGGGCUGCAAUUCUGGAAGACAGCCUUAUCAGCGAUGACACAGAAUGCUAGACCUAGCUCCCCUGCUUUUACUGGGAAUAGACAUUCUACUGCUCAAAAGAUGGGGGCUGGUCUAGGAGCUUCUGAAGACCGAAAGAUUAUAAUCCUGCCAUGUAAAAGUCCACCUAGUUUGCAACGAGUGCAGUUAUGGCUUCAGGCCAAAAGAGAAUACGAGCAUUCAAAGAAACGUUCAAAAAAUCAGACUGGUCUAAUUAAGAAUACCAGCCAGAAUCAGUGCUUGCAGCCUUCACAAGAAGAUAGGACUCCUCUGGCUGAAGAGUUGGCUACGGCAAUUUCUGCAGUUCCUGACCAAGAGCAAGCUGGAAGGGAUGCCCAGCCAAGUGAACGUGCCUCUUCCCCUGAAACACCGCUGCUAAAAGUUCCAGAGCAGAACAACAUGAAACCUCAGUCUCCAGCAAGACAACUAACUAAAGUACCGCAGCCAUUUGAAGAUGAUGACGAUGACUAUCGUGCGUACAGUUCCCCUGAUUCACCACUGUUAUCUCCAUGGCAACAACCAACUUCUCCUAAUGUAAGGCAGUGGGAACCAAAUGAAGAAAAUAGAGGCAUAAUUAAGCCAACAGCGACCUUCAGCAUGGAGAUUGCAGCAGAGGAUUGCCCAUCACCGAUCAGCAAUAGCGUGCCUUCAAAUGCUGGACAGUGUGAUGAGCAGCAGCUGGCAAGAUCACCCUUUCAGUCUAAUACAAGAGCGGCUGAGAAUUCUGCAUCUGUACUACAUAGCACACCUGUCGCACAGAGGCUUAGAAGUGAUGGAAUUCCUGAUGCUCUUUACUGCACUCCUAUACAAAUGGAACCCAGGCUUCAGAAGAUAAGUCAAAGAAGGGCAAGUAACUCUGAUGCCUUGAGGAGAGUGCUACUGACAACUCAACUUAAGAAUCAGUUUGCUUUUCAAUCUGCAAAGAAGAAUGUGUCUCAGAUAGAAGGACCAACUCUAAACAACUCUUACGGCUUCAAAGUCAGCCAACAAAACCUCCAAGAGGCAAAAGCUUUGCAUGAGGUGCAGUAUCUUGUACUCAUGAGUAUGGAAUUACAUGCUCGCUCCAGACGUGAUUUGGAACCUGAUCCUGAAUUUGAUCCAAUCUGUGCCUUAUUCUACUGUGUUACUUCUGAUGCACUGCUACCAGAAACAAACAAAACUGAGGUUAUUGGUGCUAUAGUAAUUGAUAAGGGCCAUACCUGCUCCAACAAAGGCACCUCUUUUUCUGUUGCAGGACUCGGGAGCAAAACCCCACUGCUCGUUAGAUCUGGUGUAACAGGUCUUCAAAUUUCUUAUGUGAAUGACGAGAAGGAGCUGUUUCAGGAACUCAUUAAUAACAUCAGAAGGUACGAUCCUGAUAUUCUCCUGGGAUAUGAAGUUCAGAUGCAUUCAUGGGGCUACGUUUUUCAGCGAGCUGCUGCGUUAGAAUUUGAUCUUUGUCGAAUGAUCUCCCGUAUUCCAGAUGAUGAUAAAGAAAAUCGAUUUGCUCCAGAAAGAGAUGAAUAUGGUGCCACUGCCAUGUCUGAGAUAAACAUUGUGGGACGGAUCAUUCUGAAUGUAUGGAGAAUGAUGAGGAGUGAGGUUGCUCUCAACAAUUACUCUUUUGAGAAUGUAGCCUUUCAUGUUCUUCAUCAGCGUUUUCCACUCUUUUCCUUCCGUGUCCUAUCUGACUGGUUUGAUAAUAAGACCAAUCUGUACAGGUGGAAGAUGGUUGAUCAUUAUAUUUGCCGUGUACGUGGAAAUCUACAGUUGCUGGAACAACUGGAUUUGAUCGGAAGGACGAGUGAAUUGGCACGAUUGUUUGGUAUCUUGUUCUAUCAUGUGCUGACAAGAGGAGCACAGUAUCGUGUGGAGUCGAUGAUGUUGCGUGUUGCCAAACCAAUGAACUACAUCGCUGUAACUCCUAGUGUCCAACAACGAUCCCGUAUGAGAGCUCCUCAAUGCAUUCCACUUGUGAUGGAGCCUGAAUCUCGCUUCUAUAGCAACUCUGUCCUGGUUCUGGAUUUUCAGUCCCUGUACCCUUCUAUCAUCAUAGCUUACAACUAUUGCUACUCUACAUGCCUGGGCAAUAUUGACUACCUUGGAAAAGAAGAAGAGUUUAAGUUUGGCUGCAUUUCCCAGAAAGUGCCUCCAGAAUUACUUCAUCAGCUUUGGAAUGAUAUCACUAUAUCACCAAAUGGGGUGGCCUUUGUUAAGUCAUCCGUGCGGAAAGGUGUGCUACCAAGCAUGCUUGAAGAGAUACUGAAGACCAGAAUAAUGGUGAAACAGGCCAUGAAAGCCCACAAGAAAGACAAAUCACUUACAAAAUUGCUUCAUGCUCGACAGCUGGGUCUAAAGCUCAUUGCCAACUUCACUUAUGGUUACACUGCUGCUAACUUUUCUGGAAGAAUGCCAUGUGUUGAGAUUGGUGACAGCAUUGUUCUCAAAGCAAGAGAGACCCUUGAGCGUGCAAUAAAGUUGGUCAAUGAGACAAAGAAAUGGGGAGCUCAUGUUGUGUACGGAGACACUGAUAGCAUGUUUGUGCUGUUGAAAGGAGCCACCAAGGAACAGGCCUUCAAGAUUGGACAAGAGAUUGCUGAUGCUGUGACUGCCACAAAUCCAAAGCCUGUGAAACUAAAAUUUGAGAAGGUUUACCUACCAUGUGUUUUGCAAUCAAAGAAGAGGUACGUUGGUUAUAUGUAUGAGAGUUUAGACCAGAAAGAUCCUGUUUUUGAUGCCAAGGGGAUCGAAACUGUGCGGCGAGACUCCUGUCCUGCUGUCUCCAAGAUUCUAGAGCGGUCACUAAAGCUGCUAUUUGAAACAAGAGACAUCAGUCAAAUCAAGCAGUAUGUUCAGAGGCAAUGCACAAAGGUACUGGAAGGGAAAGCCAGCAUGCAGGAUCUGACUUUUGCCAAAGAGUACCGGGGGAGUAAUUCAUAUCGUCCUGGAGCAUGUGUCCCUGCUCUCGAACUGACCAGGAGGAUGCUCUCAUAUGAUCGGCGUUCUGAGCCCAGGGUAGGCGAGAGAGUUCCUUACGUCAUUGUGUACGGAGUACCAGGUGUGCCUCUCAUUCAGCUUGUCAGACGACCGAUUGAGGUGCUGCAGGAUCCCAGCUUGAGACUGAAUGCUACCUACUACAUCACCAAACAGAUCCUGCCACCCCUCAACAGGGUUUUCUCUCUGAUUGGUGUGGAUGUCUUCAGCUGGUACCAUGAGUUACCCAGGGUCCAGAAGGCGUUUUCAACAGCUCGCAAUGAACAGGAUGGCCGUAAAGGAACAAUCUCCCAGUAUUUCACCACCCUGCACUGUCCAGCCUGUGAUGAGCUCACUCAGCUGGGCAUCUGUAAUAAGUGCCGAAGCAACCCUCAGCAAGUGGCUGUGAUCCUUCAUCAGGAGAUUCAAGAAUGGGAAUGGAAACAGGCUCAGCUGCUAAAGAUUUGCAGGAAUUGCACAGGCUGUGUGGAUAGACAAGUUCAGUGUGUCUCACUGGAUUGCCCGGUCUUGUAUAAGCUGUUCAGCGUCAGUCGUGACCUUACAAAGGCCCCGUACCUUCGUCAAUUGUUGGACCAGUUUUAACAACUCUAAUCCACCCAAGGCAUUGGCUGGUGCUCAUUUCAGUUUUUUCUCAUCUGUAUUUUUCUGUGUACAGAAAUCCUGGUCAUGGUGAGUUUGCCAUGGCUGCAAAAGCCAAGCUUUUAUAGCCUACUCAGUUGAAGCGUUUUGCCAUUUCUACUUUUUGAGUGUGAACAAACGAUAUGUUGCAGUGCAAAGGGUCUAUUAGGUAAUCGUUUCACUUGUUGGGAGAUCAUUUUUUUAAACUAAAAUUGUGAACCUGUGUCAUUUCCAUUGUGAUGGACGAUUGAACAGCCCUGUAAAUAAGUGUACAGUAAUAUUUCGUAUGCAAUUAUGGUAAAUGGAGUUCUUAUCUAUGGGCACUGAAAUGUGGGUAAUUAACAACUAUGGUGCAAAUUUCAAGCUGCAUAUGUUUACAGAUGAUUUUCUACUAUAUAUUGAAGUUUUAUGUGUUGUAUGUUUUAACAACCUUUUUCAAUUAUAUAUAUUUUUUGUUUACCUUUUUUGAUAGUUGCUUUCUCUAGUGUGCACCGUAGUAAACUUGCAGUACAAAAUGUAGCAGUUUGUUAAAAGCACUGUCAUGUUGAUGUUUCUGGGUGCUUUGCUACGAAAACAAUCAUGGCUAGACAAGAUUUUGGAAACAGUGCUGUGUGGGGUUGUUGCAAUAUCUUGAUUAUUUAUUCGGAUUAUAUAUUAUUGGCACUUCAUGUCCUUUUUAAAAGUUUAUAUUGUUUUCAAAGAAAAGCUUAACAGUUUCUCAUUAUGUCAAGUCUGAUUUGCCAAAAUUUGUACAAAUGAGGCACUUUUUUUCAAUGGUUGUAAAGUUGUAUGGAAAUAUAAAGGAAUUAUAUGAUCCUG